AUGCAAGAUACUGUAGAUAUGAUGCUCUUAUAUUCAUUGUUAACCGGAUUAGCUAGUUGGGGUUUAUCUGAUACAACAGCUAAUGGUGAUUCAUCACAUUAUACCAGUUGUAAUUUGGAAGCUUUGGGUAAAGUACGACCAGAUAAUCGUAAGCUAACAUUUCAUCAAGGUACAACGACAAUUGUCAUCGAAGAUUCCAGCUCAUAUCAUUGCUCAUUCGGUCUUUAUACCGAAGAAUUAAUCUUUUCUUAUUCAU
Loa loa (African eye worm) is the source of this 256-nucleotide messenger RNA. RefSeq lists its product as hypothetical. Lineage: Eukaryota; Metazoa; Nematoda; Chromadorea; Rhabditida; Onchocercidae. The annotation marks the transcript as partial. The record is from RefSeq and is a predicted model, not a curated record. The transcript has 3 exons.